AUGGUCCUAAUAGGCUGGGCAUCCAAUCCCGUCGUCGCAACAAUUUGUAUUCUCCUUCCGAUUAUCGCGGGCUUUUCGGUCGGAUUGCGAAUUCUGGCGAGAUGUGUCGUGCAGAAGAAUGCUGGGUGGGAUGAUGGAUGUAUUGGGGCUUCUUUGCUCUUCUCCAUCGCCACCACAGUCACCAUCAUCGCACAAGCACAGACGGGAUUGGGGAAACAUAUGUCGCAAAUCAGCAAAUCGGAUGCGUUUCUGAAUCAGAGAGAUUUCUUUGUCAUGAUCAUCAUGUACAACCUCUCCCUCACCUUCACCAAACUCUCGAUUCUCCUACAAUACAAGCGACUCUUCCCGCAAAAAGGCUUCAAACUCGCCGUGCACCUCGUCAUGGGCGUCGUCGUGAUUUAUGCGCUGUGGAGAUUUUUCUCGGCGGUAUUUACUUGUGCUCCUGUGGAAGCUUUUUGGGAUCAUUCGAUCAAGAAUUUUACUUGUCAGGACAAGUUUGCCAUUGCCAUGGCUUCCACAGCGCUGAAUAUGGCAACCGAUCUCGUCAUUGCCUGCCUUCCCCUUCCCGUACUCAACAAACUUCAGCUUCCCUCUCGCCAAAAAUACGCGCUCAUGGGAGUCUUUGCGCUUGCUGGUCUCGUUAUCAUCAUCUCUAUCCUCCGCCUUCCGUCACUGAUCAAACUGUGGGAGACCAAGGAUACAAGCUAUCAGAAUCCCAUGGUGAUGAUAUGGUCCAGCGUGGAAAUCAACGUCGGCAUCAUCUGUUCGUGCUUGCCGACUCUGCGCUGUCUGUUUCCCAGGUUGUUCAAGGCCGCAACGGGGUACGCGAGCGGGAGAUCAACCGGCUUCAGUGAUGGCAGUCGGUCUGGAGGAGGAGGAGGAAAAGAUCGCAACAAACAGGAUCGGAAAAGCCAGGGAUAUGCUUACGUGUGCAAGUCUAACUCCGGACAAGGUUCUUUUGGCGGGAAGUUUUCGUCCAAGGUGUCCAUCUCGACGGUCAACAAGUCUUUGGUGGAGAAGACUUCGAGACGCACGAAAGAUCCGCAAUUGCUGGAGUGUGUGGAAGAGAUUGAAAUGGGUUGUGCGAAAGAUGAUCAGUCGGUCACGACGGAUGCUCCACGAGGGAGAUGUGACGUGAAUCUCGGCCAGAUUGUGGUACGCACAGACAUUGAGCAGGUGGCGCAUGUCAAGAGUUCUGCUAAUGCGAGUCGGCGAGGCACAAAGGAUUCGGGCACAUUGGAAAGAGAGCUGGUCUGAUGAGAUGGGGUGCCCUGGUGGCGCUAGUUCCAGGAUAGGUCGAUCAUGUAGGGAACAGUCAGUCCAGUCAGACCUCUAUCUGUGCUCGAUGCGUCUUCUGAGUCAGAUUCCGCCGUCUGAUCACGACGUGAGACUGAGGGAGAGUCACAUGGUCUUCUGAAUUUUCAACCCGUCCUGAAUGGCAGUCUCCUGUGCAGUCGCAUAUUGAUCUCCACAAAGUUCGGCUCAUUCUCCGGAGUGAUGACACCAUGUCUGACCAAGAAUUCGACCACGACAGCUCCUGAAUCCGGCUUGAAUUCGCCCUUCAACAAGGCGUCUCGCACUUCUUCCACGCCCAUGAGGGAGAAUUCACUCACUUCGUCAUCGUGCGGUCUGGGAAUCACAUCCGCCGGCAGCUCCAUGUCAUAGACGUACACAUAGUCGGGACAUACGAGACCUUUCUCGCCUGGGAACAGGCUGCCAGUCACAGACAUAUGAGACACCACACCGCGGCACUUGGCCAGUCUGCGCACGAGGUCUUCUGGGAGCGACGCCUCCUCGUCCGCCUCUUCGAUGAGUGUGUCGAGAGGUGACACGCCAGACUUGACGCCUCCCGCAACGGUCGAGUCCAACAUUCCGGGGCAGAUGUAGAGAUGCGGUGAUCUCCUCGAGAUCCAGAGUUUCAUCCCCUCCUCCGAGGAAUGCGUGUAUGCGAUCAUGUGGGCGCCGCGGGUCGUGAUGCCGAAGAGAGAAGUAGCAAAGCGUUCGAGCUGAACCGGACCGUCGUAUCUCGCUCCGGCAAUGGCGAAGGGCUCGGAGUGCUGGCCAUUGAAGACAUGGAAUCGCUUCUGCUCAAUGGCGGACGUGAU
This is a messenger RNA of Sphaerulina musiva SO2202, 2105 nucleotides long. RefSeq lists its product as uncharacterized. The record is from RefSeq and is a predicted model, not a curated record. The transcript has 5 exons. Lineage: Eukaryota; Fungi; Ascomycota; Dothideomycetes; Mycosphaerellales; Mycosphaerellaceae. The coding region runs from base 1 to 1257 and encodes 418 amino acids.